This is a messenger RNA of Raphanus sativus (radish), 1392 nucleotides long. RefSeq lists its product as uncharacterized. The transcript has 10 exons. Gene Ontology annotation, biological process: DNA repair; DNA recombination; DNA replication. The coding region runs from base 1 to 1392 and encodes 463 amino acids. NCBI's taxonomy places the organism in Eukaryota, Viridiplantae, Streptophyta, Magnoliopsida, Brassicales, Brassicaceae. The record is from RefSeq and is a predicted model, not a curated record. Gene Ontology annotation, cellular component: nucleus. Gene Ontology annotation, molecular function: DNA binding.
AUGGCGAUGUUCGCAAAGUCAAAAAAUAUAGUAUCUUUGGUCCGAGAAUUAAAACCCCGUAAAGAUACGUCCCGUAUUGAAGUUAGGAUUAUUCGGUUGUGGAAGAACUACAACAAAGAAUCAGGAAAUACUAUUGAAAUGGUUUUUGUUGAUAGAGAAGGGACAAGAAUUCAUGCUUCAGUUGGAGAACAACUCAUCAACAAAUAUGGUGAAAAGCUACAUGAGGGAGAUGCAAUUGUCGUCCAGUUGUUCAAGGUCUUCGAUGCAAUUGGUGAAUAUCGUACAACUCCACAUCUGUACAAAAUUGGUUUCUAUCCAACCACUUUUGUUGAAAAAGCUUUAGAUUUUCCAAAUAUAAUUGGACAAAUCGUCAACUUUGGGUCGCUGGAAAACAAAAGCAUUAAAGGCAAAGAUAACAUGAGGCUUUUGAUCGAGCUACGUGACCAUAGUAAUGUCAAGAUCAUGUGUACUCUGUGGGGUGGUUAUGCUAAACAAGUAUACGACUACAGUAUGAGUAACAUGUCCAUUAUGAUAAUUUGUAUUAUCAGGUUCUGUUCCAUUAAAGAGUGGAAAGGGGUUUACUCCAUAUCUAGCGGGUUUAAUUCCACCCAAAUUUUGCUAAACCCAACGUGUUCAUUGGUUGAUGAGUUUAAAUUGUGUCUUCCUGAUAAUUCACUUGCUAUAACAAACAAGGAUAGUAGCCAAUGGAGUGUUGCUAGUGCUACAUCUGUUCGUGCCCGGUUUUUUGUUCUUAAUGAGAGGCUAACAAUAAGAGAUAUCGUUGACAGUACUCUGGUUGGAACUUUUGUCACCUUGGGGACUAUUGAAAACAUAGAUACUGAGCGUGGUUGGCAAUAUCUAAGUUGCAAAUACCACAACAAAAAAGUUAUGCCUACAACCAAUGUUGAUGAUGACAACCGUCCUUUGUUCUACUGUAAUACAUGUGAUAAAGAACACAUUGAUGUCAUUCCGAGGUUUAAAUUAAUUGUCCACGUUAAAGAUGAUACCGGUGAGGCAAACUUUCUUUUGUUUGAUGGCAAUGCUCAAGUGCUUAAUCUAGAUGAAGACUUGUUACCAGAAGCUGUUAGCGACCUUUUUGGCAAAAGAAUCCUUUUUGAGGUUUCAGUGGAUGCUGAUAACAUCAAAGGAAAGAGCUCUCAUUAUGUUGUUCGAAUUGCUACUGCUGAUCGUGAACUGAUUGAGGAAUUUGCUGCUUUGCCAGUUAAACAGGUUCUAAUGCUGCAGUCUUCAGAUGAUAUUUCUUCUGGUUCAGGUGGUUUAUCAGGAACUCCAUUGUCUAAAAGAAAAAGCCAAGAUGAACAACAAAGUAGCCUAGAUGAUCAACAUUCCGUGAACAAGAAACUUUUUCUAAAGAAAGUCAAGGGAGAGUAA